UCGCUAGAGUGCUCAUUACAUUCUUUAGUGCUCGAGUUACUGUUAAGUGACUGUUUGAACGACUUUAUUAACUUCCGCCCGUGACCGAGGUGGAAAAGAUUCGAGCAAUGUUGUCAACAUCCGACCGUGUCUGCAGUCAUCGCUCAUGGACAAACAGCCAUAACAGCCGUCGAUAGGCUCGUGGGUGGGUGGGCGAAUGAAGCAAACAAUUCGUACGCUCGACCACGGCAACGACUUUUUGGCAGGGAUGAAAAGGAUGACGCAUGGACGGUUUGCUUUGCUGCAUGCAUCUUUUGCCAAAAGGUUUCCUACUGCCGGUUUUUCUCGCCCUUCUUGCUUCUGGCAUAAAUCGAGAAGAAAGUUAUUGCUCUAUCGUGGUUGCGUGGGAAUGAAUGGAGCGGAUCUAUCCUCGGAUAGGGCCAGGAGUGAAGUGGCAAUAAGUUGGCACCCCACACAGUUGCAUGGUUGGGGAAGAAGUUCUGGGAAUGCCUUGGACGCGUGUCGGUUUGCGAUCGACCGUAUCGACCGUGUACGAUGGGAUGGGUAUCGGAUUGGCAAAGAAUGUCAGCAGAACUUCGUACGGUUUUAAAUGUAUCUCGCGAUACUACGUGCCGGUAGGAUGGAAUAAAAGAAAUGAGAGCACAACAAAAAAAAAAACGACAACCCGGGAUUAAAUCGAGUGUGCCACACUGAUAAGAUUGGAUAAGAAUUAUGUAUACGUUUAUGAUGAACAAGCAGCGUACGCGAUGAACACUAUGAUUGAUAGUAGCAGUCGAUGUGUUUAAUAUCGCUACUCGAUGACUUCACCACAAAGAAUAGCACAGAAAAGCUUAGUGUUGUUACUUUCCCCCCAGGACCAUUUGGUAACAGUUUUACAUGCUGUUGUACUUGUCAUCAAGUAAAAACAGAACCACAAACACACAUCCGACCAUUCUUGAUUACGUUGUUUUGCUUUAUUUUUUUUUAUACAAAGCGGUUAAGAAUCAACUUCAUUCUGCGCUUUAAACUCUAGUACCAUGUCUAGAGUCAUUUUUUGCAGUACAAAGUACAUUGAUAAGUGGUAUAAAUGAUUAGCUCUGCACGUUUUCCAUUGUAUGUACGAAAAGGAAAGAGAAAAAAUAGUCAUCCGAUACGGAACUGGAGGAUGCAUUCGGUUGCGCACUCGUUCAUAGAGCCGCGCGUCGUACGGAUUGUUUACCGUCUGUAGUGCCGUAGCCACACGCUCAUCCUGAUAAACGCAGGCUACUUUUCCAACCAACUACUUAAGAUGCAAACGCAUGCCGCGGCACGUUUCAGUAGCCAGCCCGAAUGUGUCCGCAAAAUGGUGCGUUCAUCUCGUGUGAUAGUGCUCAUAACUACGCUUUUCGUCGUAGUGCUUACGAUUGAAAAAGCUGCGUCCAACGAAGAAUGGGAGGCAUCCGUAGGAUUGCUACCAAACGAUCUGAUGAGUGAGGAUAUUGGGGGCGAUACAACGGACAAGGCGAUCAUCACACCGAAGCAGGUGAUAGAGAAUCAAGUGUCGAAAACAUGGCAAUCGAUCGUUAAGCAGAUGGUGGACAGUACAAGCACCGGCAUGAAGCAGAAGCGGACGGUACCCGCGCAGGGUGGUAUUUUCCUGUUCCUACAGCUACUUGCAAUGUAUCGCAGUUUACUAUCACCAACCAAUAUGUUGAAUGCGUUACCAACGAGUAAACUAAUGCCGGGGAAUGAUAAUCCUUUAAAUGCAUUAAAUCCGCCACAUUCGAAUCUGGUUCCAACGGGAGGUCUGGUUCCCGAUCUGAAUAAUCCUGCAAGUGCUACAAGCUAUUUACAUCCGGGAGGUACCGGUGUUCCAGUAGUCAAUUCUCUUCCGGACGCUUCGCAUGCCACAGGAAUGGUAGCACCGUAUUCUGGUGGUAAUGCCUUAACUGGAGGAGGAAUGGUUCCAACAGGUGCGAUAGGCGCUGUUCCAAUGCCGGGAGGCGCUGGUCCAAUGGCCGCAGUCCCAGGAGCUAUGUCGGCAGCCGCUGGUCCAAUGUCUCAUCUCCCUGUUCCAAUGCCGGGAGGCGCUAGUCCAAUGGCCGCAGUCCCUGGUGCUAUGUCGGCAGUACCUGUUCCACUACCGGCAGGAAAUCCUAUGACAGGUUUGAUAUAAGCGGGAGGGAGUUCUUCUUAGAGGAUGUGUAUAAAGAUUGAGAGAUUCAUGCAGUUCAACAGUUCCUUGCAUGAUAGUCAAUGUGAGAAUUUCCUUCAAGUUUUUGUGCGAAAACUUGUUUGAGAAGUAUGCCGAAUGAUAAUCGUACUAACAAGAUAAAAUAAAAAUUAUUCUACGUAAUGGUGUAUAUACUUUACUUAACAGAUUACAGAUUAGAAGAUCUUGUAUUUUGUCCUUUCUAGUGUUUGUAACAAAGAUAUGACUACAUCUUAAUUUGGGUUUAUCAGCGAUUCCUGCAUUUGAGUCUAUCAACGACUUCUUCAUUGUUCCUCAAUGCGGAUUGUUUCUUAAUGAGGAGAAAGUGAAUACUGAGACGCGGGUGCAUAUUGAAAAGAUAGGAAGAUUUGAGACUAAAUUCAAUGGUAUAAUCUCCCAGGUUUACACAACCUCUGUGUUAAUUGAUUUUUGCGAAGCCGCUGGUCACCUGUUUCCAACAAUUUCCAACAGAUAACUGUGUCCAGUCGUGAAUCAUGGUUCUUGCUCUAGCAACAUGAGUCAAACAUGGACUUGCACAUCAAUGAAUCUUCUACUAUCUCCUUUGUAGUAAAAAUGUAUGCAUAUGAUCAGGAUUUACAACAUAAACGAAUGGGUAACAUUGU
Messenger RNA from Anopheles funestus (African malaria mosquito), 2793 nucleotides. RefSeq lists its product as uncharacterized. The coding region runs from base 1268 to 2134 and encodes 288 amino acids. The record is from RefSeq and is a predicted model, not a curated record. The transcript has 3 exons. NCBI's taxonomy places the organism in Eukaryota, Metazoa, Arthropoda, Insecta, Diptera, Culicidae.